Messenger RNA from Medioppia subpectinata, 2349 nucleotides. Lineage: Eukaryota; Metazoa; Arthropoda; Arachnida; Sarcoptiformes; Oppiidae. The record is from the annotation of a GenBank genome assembly.
AUGUCCGAAAUCCGUAAGUCGACUGUAUUGAAGGCACUCAACUACAGCAUCUCAAACGUGAGCCCCCGGGCCAUCAUAUUCACGAUGUUUGUGGUAUAUGUGCUGUCUUCGGGCCAUUUGGGCGCCGAGAGUGUGUUUGUGACCAUUUCUGUGUUCAACGCCCUUCAGUUCACAAUGACAUACGCUUUUCCCCAAUCGGUUGUAUUGGCCUCAGAGCUGUACGUGUCGUGCCUUAGGAUUCAGAAAUACCUGCUCUUAGAGGAGAUUCAAGACCAGCCAUCUGUUACCGAUGGCGAUAUCAAUGGUAAAAACAAUAUCAAUAACAACGAUAAAGACUUUAGUGUUUGCGUUAAACACAUGUCCGCCGCUUGGGAUCCGACACUACAUGUGCCCACUCUGUCGGACAUAUCGGUAGAGUUAGCGCCGGGAGAGUUGCUGGUAGUGGUCGGACCCGUUGGCUCUGGCAAAACAUCGUUUUUGAUGUCACUGUUGGACGAGAUAGAGGUGACCGGCGGUCACCGGCGAGUGAGGGGUCGGGUGUCGUACGCGGCGCAGGAGUCGUGGGCUUUCAACACAUCCAUCGCCCAAAACGUUACAUUUGGACAACCUUUGGACCCGAAGAGGUUCCGUGAGGUGAUGGGUGUCUGCGCUCUAGACACAGAUCUCCGACGGUUGCCGUUCGCCGAGAAGACUCUGGUCGGCGAGAGGGGAGUGACGCUCAGCGGUGGCCAAAGGGCGCGAAUCACUUUAGCCCGGUAUGUAUGGGUCGGGUCGGCCAGUGAACCACACUUCUCAAUUCGUGUCUUCAGAGCCCUCUAUACCGACGCCGACGUAUACCUAUUGGACGAGCCGUUAAGCUCUGUGGACACCGAAGUCGCUAAUCAUAUCUUUGAUAAAUGUAUAACAGAGUAUUUGGCGAAUAAAACGGUAAUUUUGGUCACACAUCAGAUCCAGCACUUGGAAAGAGCGUCGAAAAUACUGGUGCUCAAUGAGGGCCGACUGGUAGCUGUCGGGCCAUACAAUCAACUCUCGACUGUAUUGAAGGCACUCAACUACAGCAUCUCAAACGUGAGCCCCCGGGCCAUCAUAUUCACGAUGUUUGUGGUAUAUGUGCUGUCUUCGGGCCAUUUGGGCGCCGAGAGUGUGUUUGUGACCAUUUCUGUGUUCAACGCCCUUCAGUUCACAAUGACAUACGCUUUUCCCCAAUCGGUUGUAUUGGCCUCAGAGCUGUACGUGUCGUGCCUUAGGAUUCAGAAAUACCUGCUCUUAGAGGAGAUUCAAGACCAGCCAUCUGUUACCGAUGGCGAUAUCAAUGGUAAAAACAAUAUCAAUAACAACGAUAAAGACUUUAGUGUUUGCGUUAAACACAUGUCCGCCGCUUGGGAUCCGACACUACAUGUGCCCACUCUGUCGGACAUAUCGGUAGAGUUAGCGCCGGGAGAGUUGCUGGUAGUGGUCGGACCCGUUGGCUCUGGCAAAACAUCGUUUUUGAUGUCACUGUUGGACGAGAUAGAGGUGACCGGCGGUCACCGGCGAGUGAGGGGUCGGGUGUCGUACGCGGCGCAGGAGUCGUGGGCUUUCAACACAUCCAUCGCCCAAAACGUUACAUUUGGACAACCUUUGGACCCGAAGAGGUUCCGUGAGGUGAUGGGUGUCUGCGCUCUAGACACAGAUCUCCGACGGUUGCCGUUCGCCGAGAAGACUCUGGUCGGCGAGAGGGGAGUGACGCUCAGCGGUGGCCAAAGGGCGCGAAUCACUUUAGCCCGGUAUGUAUGGGUCGGGUCGGCCAGUGAACCACACUUCUCAAUUCGUGUCUUCAGAGCCCUCUAUACCGACGCCGACGUAUACCUAUUGGACGAGCCGUUAAGCUCUGUGGACACCGAAGUCGCUAAUCAUAUCUUUGAUAAAUGUAUAACAGAGUAUUUGGCGAAUAAAACGGUAAUUUUGGUCACACAUCAGAUCCAGCACUUGGAAAGAGCGUCGAAAAUACUGGUGCUCAAUGAGGGCCGACUGGUAGCUGUCGGGCCAUACAAUCAACUCGUGAGUUCUGGCGUUGAUUUUUUGUCGAUAAUCAAAGAGAAGAGACCGGACGGCAAUGUUGUCAUCGAUAGGGAACCAAUGGUUAUGAAACGGUCAGAAAGUCUUACGUCCGUCCACUCGAAGACAGCGGCCGAAGAGAUCGGUGACCAGAAAGUGGACGACGAGACAAAGGCUACGGGCGGUGUCAGCGGUCGGGUGUAUUGGCAUUACGUUAAAGCUGGUGCCGGACCCGCGCUAUUGACAAUGUGCUUGAGUUCAAUGAUCGCAUCGCAAGGUCUUCAGUACUACACCGAUGUCUGGCUUUCACAA